UGAAGAGUAAAUAUGGUUGCUAUCGUAGCCCUCCUCAACCAUAGCUCUGUCUUCCAUCUCCUGCAAUUCCAUCUCCUCUUUCUCAUGCGCAUCUGAAACUCAUUGCGCUAUUCAUGUCUAGUCUGCGGCCAUCAUUUUCUUCGUGAAUCCCCUUCCAGCCUCCUCCAGUACACGACCGUUCUCGAGCGCAUCAUAAAGCGCAUCAUUCACCUCUCACUUUAACACGCCGUGUGGCGCAACACAGACGUGGCCUCUGGCACAGGAGGCGGCCAAAGACAUGUCGUAUCCGCCGGUGACGCCGUUACGGCCGACUCCUGGACUGUUCCCAAACACUCCUGCGCCUGCGCGGACGCCCUCAAAUGCUGGUCUCGCUAGACCGCCUGCCUUUCGAGCUCCCUCAUUCUCAGCACCUGUGGCACAGCGUGUAGGCUCUGGUACGAAUCUGGGGGGCAGUGUCGUGCAGCCUGCACCGCAGACACCAGCGCGAGAUUUGACGCCCGUCGAGCGAGCGGCCGAUAUCAUAGAGCGACAACUGAAGAGAGAAGAUGGUUAUCCUUCUCUGGAAGCGUUUAUCACGCAGGGCGUGUCAGACUCGUACAGCAUGCCCAGCAAUGAUGCGUGGGCGCCCUACCAGAAAGUCAAGCAGUAUAACAUCCCCGAUCGCGUGUUCGAGGAGUACAACAAUGCCGAAAUGCAGACGAUGAUGGGUAUAUUCGCGGAGCUCCACCACGCUUGGGUGGUCAUCGACAACGCACUGUACCUUUGGGACUACACACAUCCGAAUCCCGAACUGAUUGGCUAUGAAGAGUUGACGCAGAUAAUCAAUGGGGUAGCUCUGGUCAAACCAAGAGCUGGUGUCUUUGUGAAAGAGAUUACCCAUCUGCUGGUUGUCACAACGCCAUCAGAUUUGCAUUUGAUCGGCGUGGCUGCUUCGCAAAAUGCUGCAGGCAUCACAAGCCUUUCACUUUAUCAGACAGGAAUGUCUGUCUCGAUGAAGGGAGUGUCGGUUGGUUGCGUUGCGGGCUCCGAUGCGCAAGGACGGAUCUUUGUGGGCUCGAGCACAUCAAAUGACAUUUACGAGAUCACAUAUCAAAAGGAGGAGCAGUGGUUCUCCAGCAAAUGCUCAAAAAAGCUCCAAACAGCCAGCCAGAGCUUUGAUGUCUCUAAGCUGUUUUCAUCUUUCUCUGGAAAAGCUACGGUGGAUGGUGUCGUUCAGCUUACCGUUGAUGAUUCGAGAAGUCUGCUAUAUGCACUCUCUAGCAGCUCAACAAUCCGUGUUUUUCACCUAAGACAUGCACAGUCGUUGCCUUGCCUAAUUACAAAGACGCUAUCUGAGGUCACUACUGCUAUAAGUCAUAUGAGACUACCGCUACGGUUCACGGAGGGCCAGAUGCGUAUUGUUUCCAUCUCUCCGAUCGCUGCAAACGAAUCCGAGGGCUUGAACUUAGUUGCGACAACCAACAAAGGCAUUCGUAUCUUCUUCAGCGCAACAUCAGGAUACAUGCCGAUGGGCGUAGACCGAACGCCAAAUAGCAUGCAACCUCAACACGUCCGAUUACCUCCAUCUCCGGAAGGAGCAGAGCCACCACUGUCUGCGCCGUCCGCGUCGAGCUUACAAGUUGGCCCUUACCAAGGAAAUGAGAACACACUAAGCGCGCCCAUGCCGACUGAAAAGAGCGUGCGCUUUCCGCCGGGCUACUUCCUUGCUACAAGUCCAGAUGGUGAUCUUGACAAACUGUUUCUUUCCGCGCCUGAAAUUGUUCCGACGAGCAGAGGCCUUGAGCCCGGGAGACUACAGCAGUAUGCCGAAACUGGCCAGUGGAUUGCCCUGCAAAGUAAGACACAACAGAUUGGUCUCAUUGGAAAGCCUUUUGCUGCCUCCUCGCGGCCUCUAGGCUUUGGCAAUGAGCUUGCUGUGCAGUUCGAUGUGGCUGCCACUGAGGUGGCUGUCCUGACAAAUACCGGCGUCCACACUUUCCGGCGUAGAAGACUAGUAGAUAUAUUUGCUGCGUCGCUACGCGCGGCCAAUAUAUCCGAGGAACUGGUAAAGGAGGAAAUUAAACACUUUAUCAAGCAAUACGGUCCCCGAGAGAUAUCAGCAACUGCCCUUGCUGUGGCUUGUGGUCAGGCAGUAGAUGUGACAGCUGAUUCCCGUGUGGCAAAGAUCAACGAUGACGACGUGUUUCGUAACGCACGGAAAGCCUUCAUCGAUUUUGGAGGACAGCCCAGAUUAGAAGAGGCUGAUGUGACUUCGAACGGUUCUGCGAUUGACAGUGUCAAGCCGUCGUACCGCGCUGACGGCUUGACAAUCUAUGUUGCACGUCUCGUGCGAUCGCUAUGGAGAACGCCCAUCAUGAAAGAGACCGUCAAUCCUCAGGGAGGUAUGAAGAUCAGUUCGACUAUCCCAAUUUCGAAACUCCAAGGUGUCCAACAAGAUCUCAACCGUCUCCAGGAAUUCCUAGAGAUGAACAAGACUUACAUCGAGGGUCUAUCUGGGCCUGAAGCACUCAGUCGUGCAACCUCGAAGCAGGAUGAGAUUGCACUUCAGGGUGAACACAGAAUUUGGAACUCUAUGAUGAAAACAAUAGCAAACAUAAUUGAGGGACUUGCGUUCGUUAUGGUUCUAUUUGAAGACCCUGUCGAAGAAAUCGUCAUGCUGGUUGCCGAAGAGUCCCGCGCAAGGGUCAAAGCAAUGACCUAUCAACUUCUGUUUUGCUCUCCGGAAGGUCGAGACCUGGCCAAGGAGCUUGUCAAGGCUAUCGUCAAUCGAAGCAUUGCGCGUGGAUUGAACGUUGACACUGUUGCCGAGGCUUUGCGCCGGCGAUGUGGGUCUUUUUGCAGUGCUGACGACGUCGUUAUCUUCAAGGCCCAGGAACUCUUGAAAAAGGCAUCGGAGGCAGGCUCGUCCUCCUCCUCGAGUCGAUCGCUUCUCAAUGACAGCUUGAAGUUGUUCCAGAAGGUAGCUGGAAGCCUGACAAACGAAAAUUUGACGAAAGCCACAGAGGCGUACAUCGCCAACGGCUUCUAUGCUGGUGCAAUCAGACUUCUCCUAACCGUAGCGGAACAAGUUGAUCGGGCUAAUGCAGCGUUAUCUUGGAUUCGAGAUGGCCAGCCUGAUGGAGACAGUCGCCAGGCAGCAUAUGAGAAGCGUAGAGACGCAUAUAGACUCAUCUGCCAAGUUAUCACGGCAGCGGACCAAGCUUUCUCCCAAGCAACCAGUGCUGAUGAGUUCACACUGUCUACCAUGACGACACGCAAACAGGAAGCGUAUACCGAGAUCAAUCAAUCGGACGACGAAGUAUUCCAAACUUAUCUCUACGAAUGGUAUCUCAGUCAGGGCUGGUCUGAACGACUACUGGAACUGGACUCUCCACAUGUGAUCAAUUAUCUCAAGCGCAAAUCUACUGAGAGCAUUCAGCAUGCGGACCUGCUCUGGAGGUACUACGCCCGCUACCACUCGUAUUUUGAGGCUGCCAAGGUCCAGCUUCAGCUUGCCAAGAGCGAAUUUGACAUCAAGUUGCCGGCGCGAAUCGAGUACUUGAGUCGUGCGAAGGCCAAUGCUAGCGCACGGACGAAUGGGCUUCAAGAAUUCGGCCGAAGCAAGCAGAGUAGGCAGGAAGUGGUGAGAGAUAUCAACGACUUGCUGGACGUUGGCAAUAUACAGGAGGAUGUAUUGAGGAGGCUUCUCAACGACAAGAGGUUGAUGGGCGAUGAGGAGAAGAGGAUGGAAGUUGAGAGAGAGCUGGAUGGACAGAUCCUGAACCUUGAUACCCUCUAUUCCGACUACGUGGAUCAGGCGAGCUAUUACGAUCUCGCUCUCAUAAUCUAUGACCUGGCAGAUUAUCGAAAUGCGGCCGACAUCCGUCGCGUGUGGAACAGCCUUGUCAAACAAGUUCACGAGGAUGCUCUAGAGUCUGGCCGUGCAUCACCACGCGAAGCCGUCGCUGAAUACGUUCGAGAUCUUGGACAACGCCUCAAGUGCUCUGUCAUCACAUUCCCAAUCCCGACUAUACUUCCAAUCCUCCUCCAGUACUCACUUGAGAACCGCGACAGCUCCCACGACUGGACCACGGCUCUCCUUCUCGAUUUAGGUAUCCCACAUGAAGCUAUCGUGACAACGCUUGAAGAUCUUUUCUACAACCAAGAACCUCCUUGGCGUGAAAAGAAGUACAAAACUGCCGUAGCGAAGCUUCUGGCGGCCGAUCUGGCAGCGUGGUGCGAAGAAAGCAGGAGGGGUGGCGGCGUGCCAUUCGGCAGCGAAGAGAAUGGCGCUGUGGCAUUGAACAUGGUGAGAGGGAUCCUUGAGGGAGGAGUACUUGUAGGCAGAGAUAAAGAAAUGAUUGAGAGGGUGAAGGAGCUGGUAGAGAGAGUCGUGUUCUAAUGGAGGAAGCGUGGAAGAGAUAUUAGCCAGGACGUGGGCACGCAAGCAGGCUCACAUCGUAGAUGCUUUUGCCAAGCUGUCCCUGAAAGACUGAAGUGACGCUUAAGAUGAGACAAUUCAUCUCGUAAAGCAACAUUGACACUGGGAUGGAUAUAACAAGGCAACGGGUUUGAAGAAGAGUAGGCUUAUGCAUUUUGCAUUUGAGCGAUUGGUGUUUCGGGCGCGCGCAUUUCAUAUGGAUAAAGCAUUGCGAGGCUGACCUAGGCCCCAAGCCACUGCAACAACCAUGUACGGUGUGAAGCUGCUGGCUGGGCAUUAAUCGAUUAGACGAUGCACAUUUGCGGGAUACAUGCUUCAAUUCAGUUUCUUCGCCUCCCUGUCCCUCAUAGACGCAUGUAUUAUACUGCUCAGGCGCAUGAACAUGUCUAUUCCCAUGAAGAUAGCUGUGCAAAUAGUUAGCGUUGGAAAGUACAGCUCUAUGCACUCGGAAUGGCUGCUUACAGACG
This is a messenger RNA of Verruconis gallopava, 4887 nucleotides long. RefSeq lists its product as uncharacterized. Gene Ontology annotation, biological process: protein localization to nuclear inner membrane; protein import into nucleus; transcription-dependent tethering of RNA polymerase II gene DNA at nuclear periphery. The record is from RefSeq and is a predicted model, not a curated record. Gene Ontology annotation, molecular function: structural constituent of nuclear pore. The transcript has 4 exons. Gene Ontology annotation, cellular component: nuclear pore; nuclear pore inner ring. Lineage: Eukaryota; Fungi; Ascomycota; Dothideomycetes; Venturiales; Sympoventuriaceae. Bases 278 to 4381 code for a protein of 1367 amino acids.